AUGCUCUUCCUCUUCCGGCACAUCGGGAAGAGCUUGAGGUCCGAACUUAUCACACAUCUUGGGACAGCCCAACCGGCUCCGUCUGCUGUGUGGGGGUACCUCGACUCUCGGUUUCUCGAAACUGAUACAUCGGAGAAGGCCAGCGAACGCUGGGAGAGUCUCAAACAGAAUACUGGCGAGAAGGUUGACGAAUAUUAUGCCCGCAUUAAGAGUGAAUGGUUGCUCUUCUCUCGUGUGUCCGGCGUCACCUUACCCUUGCCAUUUGUCUCUGCCAAGUUCGUUGGGGGACUGCUCCCUGAGAUAAAGGCACCUCUAGAAACCAGCUGUGGACAUCUGCUGUCUAAGCUGCCCUUAGAGAAGGCUCGGGACGCGGCCCUAUAUCAUGAAUCUAAACUCUCAUCUAAAUCGGAUGGAAACGCCCGCAAGGCCCUCUCGAACAAGCGGAUGCCUAUGCCCCCCGGUCAGGCCCCCCAGUCGCAUAAUCCUGGAGCCAAGGAGGUCAAAGAACCCCUUGUGGGAAGGGACAAUUCGGCUGGUGGAGGUAACUCGAAGGAUGGCAAAUCUGGAUGCUCCUACUGUGCUACUCGAAGGUACAGAGGGGCGAAUAAGCACGACGACGCGCGCUGCUGGAAGAACCCUGCGAACGCUCACUUGGUUCCGGACUGGUAUCGUCAGCGCCAAGCUGAAGCUGCAGCAGCCAAGGCAUCGAAAGGGCAAGGGGACGGGCAAGAGACCGUCCCAAAGGCCGUCCAAUCGACGUUCAUGGCACGCUCCGUUGACUCUGCUCAUGAAGGCCUACGCGUCAUCAAAGCUUCUGCUACCGGUUCAUCCGGCCGAAUUCUACCAGUAGAACUGCUGGUCGACUCUGGUUCGGAUCUGACAUUAAUAUCAUCCUCGUCGGCGAGCAUUAUGGGCUUCAAAGUGACACCAGCUAGGGGGCUCAAGAAGCUCGAAUCGGCUGGGUCGCUAGGCUCCAUCUGCCUACAUCUGCUGAGGUACCAGAGGCCCUCAGGGAAGUUCUCAAGAGCUCGGUGGGCGCGGCUCGAAUCUCCACUCUUCAAGCCCACGUUCGGGACUGCCUUCGAGCCUCUGCGUCUCGGCCAGGUCGUCCACUGA
This is a messenger RNA of Perkinsus marinus ATCC 50983, 1116 nucleotides long. RefSeq lists its product as hypothetical. Gene Ontology annotation, molecular function: aspartic-type endopeptidase activity. The record is from RefSeq and is a predicted model, not a curated record. Gene Ontology annotation, biological process: proteolysis. The transcript has 2 exons. NCBI's taxonomy places the organism in Eukaryota, Perkinsozoa, Perkinsida, Perkinsidae. Bases 1 to 1116 code for a protein of 371 amino acids.